Messenger RNA from Papaver somniferum (opium poppy), 1681 nucleotides. RefSeq names its product E3 ubiquitin-protein ligase CHFR-like. Bases 1 to 1539 code for a protein of 512 amino acids. Gene Ontology annotation, molecular function: ubiquitin-protein transferase activity. The record is from RefSeq and is a predicted model, not a curated record. Gene Ontology annotation, biological process: protein ubiquitination; ubiquitin-dependent protein catabolic process; mitotic cell cycle checkpoint signaling. Lineage: Eukaryota; Viridiplantae; Streptophyta; Magnoliopsida; Ranunculales; Papaveraceae. Gene Ontology annotation, cellular component: nucleus. The transcript is spliced from 16 exons.
AUGGAGGGAUUGAUAGUCGUGGAACCCACCACUCCUUCCAUCUUCCAAAGCAAGCUUUUACUCUCUGUUUGGCAUAUAUACAUCAUUUUCUCUUCUUUAUUUGAAUAUAGAUUCUUUUCUUUGAACUCAAAAUUAAGAAUCACAAUGGAAACCGGAGAACCUUCAAGAACAGCGGACGACUCACCAUGGGCAAAGCUUGUACCGUCCAACACGAAGUACUCAGAUGUUGAGAUAAGUUCAAAGGAGAUGGUGGUGUCUUCUGAAACGACAUGCACUUCGGAAAUCAAAAACGAAUGGUGCAAAAUUACUAGGAGUAGUGACUUAUGUACAACAACUGUGCAAAAUUUGAGUUCGAAUACUAUUACUGUUGAUGGGAAUGUUCUGGCGAAAAAUGGAACUAUGGUCAUCAAGUGUGGAAGUGAGAUUGUUUCAGGCCCGGAUGCUGAAGGUUUCUUGACUUACAGAUUCAAAUUGAUUCCCUCUCCAGAUAACCGCGAGAAGAUUAAGAUAUCUGUAGAUGCUGAGCAUGCAAAAUGCUGUAUUUGCCUAAACACAUGGCAUGAUGUUGUAACUGCUGCCCCUUGUCUUCACAACUUUUGCAAUGGGUGCUUCUCUGAGUGGCUAAGAAGGUCUCUUGAGAAACACCCUAGAGUUCUCUGUCCACAAUGUCGUGGAACUGUACAAUUUGUUGGUAGAAACCACUUUUUGCAUAACAUCGAGGAGGAAAUACUACAAGCUGACCCUUCACUAAGACGUAGCAGUGAUGAAAUCGCCCUGUUGAAUAAAUGUGCGACCAUUAAAUCAAAUCUUGUCAUUAACUCAGCUAAAAAGUCGAGGCGGAAAAGACCACAUUCACCAUCACCGACUGAGGAAAAUGAAGCUGCAGAUAUUUCGUGUCCUCAAUGUGGUACUGGGUUUGGUGGGUUCCAAUGCAACGGAACUACAGCUCAUUUGCAAUGCCAUGUAUGUGGGGGGAUGAUGCCAUCAAGAACUAACACUAGUGUACCUCAACAUUGUCUAGGUUGCGAUAGAGCAUAUUGUGGGGCAUAUUGGCUGUCUCAGGGGGUGCCUACAAGUAAUUCUCAUACUGUCUGCAGUCCAGAGACCUUCAAACCAAUAUCAGAAUAUACCAUUUCAGAAAUGCCACCCUUGACACAUGAAAAUAACCGAUUUGAGAAAGAUAUCACGGAGAGGUGCAUCAGACAGUCUGGGAGGACAUUGCAGGAUGUUAUAUCAGAAUGGAUCGCAACAUUCAAUAGCAGAAAUAUUGACCGAUCAAGAUUGCAACUGAACCAUGCAGAGAUGAUAACUGCUGGGACACAUCUUUGCAAGGACUGUUAUGACAAGUUGGUCUCCUUUCUCUUGUAUUGGUAUCGAGUUACUACACUCAGACAUACCUUACCACCUGAUGCAUCUACAAGGGAAGAUUGCUGGUACGGAUAUUCAUGCCGGACACAGCAUCACAGUGAAGAUCAUGCUCGUAAAAGAAAUCAUGUAUGUCGUCCAACUAGGGGAAGUCACUUUGUUAGAAGAACUUAGAGUAAGUUGUAUAAAUUCACUGGCAGGUUAAUUUUUUUUCUUUUUUUUGAUGGAUAAGAUAUGAAACGAAUCUUUGUUCAUGAUGUGACAAAAUAUCUAGUGUGCAAACCUUACAGUAGAAUAGCAUACUUUUGACUGGAAA